Molecule: messenger RNA, 2148 nt
Organism: Canis lupus familiaris (dog)
Lineage: Eukaryota; Metazoa; Chordata; Mammalia; Carnivora; Canidae
Gene: PRDM13
Product: PR/SET domain 13
Exons: 4
Coding region: 1-2148 (715 amino acids)
Cellular component (GO): nucleus
Molecular function (GO): protein binding
Source: RefSeq, a predicted model, not a curated record
AUGCACGGAGCGGCCCGCGCUCCGGCCACCAGCGUGAGUGCCGACUGCUGCAUCCCGGCGGGCCUGCGCCUCGGGCCCGUGCCCGGAACCUUCAAGCUGGGCAAGUACCUGUCAGACCGCAGGGAACCCGGGCCCAAGAAAAAGGUGCGCAUGGUGAGAGGGGAGCUGGUGGACGAGUCGGGGGGCUCUCCUCUCGAAUGGAUAGGGUUAAUCCGGGCAGCCAGGAACCCCCAGGAACAGACUCUGGAAGCUAUUGCAGACUUACCCGGAGGACAGAUCUUCUACCGAGCACUGCGAGACGUCCAGCCAGGGGAGGAGCUGACCGUGUGGUAUUCCAACUCCUUAGCUCAAUGGUUCGACAUCCCUACGAUUGCGACUCCCACGCACGACGAAAAAGGGGAGGAGCGCUACAUUUGCUGGUACUGCUGGAGGACGUUUAGAUACCCCAACAGCCUUAAGGCCCACCUGCGCUUCCACUGCGGGCUCAGCAGCGGCGGCGGGGGCCGAGCCUACCUGCACCCCGAGCACGCGGCUCGCCAGGGCGCCGCCGAUGGCCUUCCCUUCUCUCCGAGACCCCCGGCGCCCGACUUCGCCGCGGCCGCGCCCGCGGGCACGCUGCGGCCCCCCCCGCACGCCCCGCCGCCCCUCCAGGCCUGCGGGGCGCGGGAGGGCAUCAAGCGCGAGGCCCCCGCGGCGCCCCCCGCCGCCUCGCCGCCGCCCGCCAAGUGGGGGCCGUCGCGGAAGGCCAGGGAGCAGCCGGACCGCGCCGCGGACGUGAGCGGGGCCGCCCGGGGACACGGCCACCUGGUCGGCGUCGUGGGCGGCUCCCCCGCGGGCGGCGGCCUGGCCUUCCACCCCGGGGCGCGCUCCGCUUUCAAGCCCGCCGGCUCGGCCCGGGCGGCCGCGGCCGCACACGGCGACCCCUGCCGGGAGGAGGGCGGCGGCAAACCCGGGCCCGGCCUGGCCGCGGGCAGGCUGCUGGGCGGCGGGCGGGCGGGCGGGCGGCCGGGCAGCGGGGACAGCCCGGCGGCGGGCGGCGCGGGCCACCACCAUCACCACCACGCGCACCACCACCAUCACCACCCCAAGUGCCUGCUCGCGGGGGACCCGCCGCCGCCGCCGCCGCCGCCGCCGCCGCCGCCGCCCGGCCUGCCCUGCGCGGGGGCCCUGCGCGGCUUCCCUCUGCUCCCCGGGCCCCCGGACGAGGCGUCGGCCUUCACGCAGGUGGAGCGCGCCCAGCCCGCCGCCGCCGCGCUGCCCGGAGCGCGUUUCGCCCCGCUGGCCCCCGCCGCCGCGCUGCCCGGCCUCGACGCGGGCGGCCUCAAGGCCUACCCGGCUGGCGAGUGCGGCCCCCUGCCCGCCGUCAUGCCGGCCUUCACCGUCUACAACGGGGAGCUUCUGUACGGCUCGCCGGCCGCCGCCGCGUAUUACCCGCUCAAGCUGCACUUCGGCGGGCUGCUCAAGUACCCGGACUCCAUCUCGUACUUCAGCGCACCUGCCGCGGCGGCGGCGGCGGCGGCGGCGGCGGCGGCGGCCGCUCUAAGCCCCGCGGAGCUGGGCUCCCUGGCCGGCAUCGACCGGGAGCUCGCCAUGCACGCGCAGCAGCUGUCGGGGCUGGCGGCGGGGAAGAGCCGCGGCCGCCUGGACCCGGGGGCGCUGGCGCCGGCCGUGGUGGCUGCGGGCGGCGCGGGGGGCGGCGGCGGCGCGGGAGGCGGUGCGGGCAAGCCCAAGACCGGCCACCUGUGCCUCUACUGCGGCAAGUUGUACUCGCGCAAGUACGGGCUCAAGAUUCACAUGCGGACGCACACCGGCUACAAGCCGCUCAAGUGCAAAGUGUGCCUGCGGCCCUUCGGCGACCCCAGCAACCUGAACAAGCACAUCCGGCUGCACGCCGAGGGCAACACGCCCUACCGCUGCGAGUUCUGCGGCAAGGUGCUGGUGCGCCGCCGGGACCUGGAGCGGCAUGUCAAGUCCCGCCACCCCGGACAGAACCUGCUCGCCAAGGCGGCCGACGGCCCGGGCGCGGGGCCCGACUACCUCCCGGAGCCCGGGGAGCCCAAGAGCGACAACGACAGCGACGUGGACGUCUGCUUCACGGACGACCAGAGCGACCCCGAGGCUGGGGGCGGCGGCCAGCGCCACGCGUAA